GCACGAGGCCGCUGUUUCUCCUCUUCCACUGACAACGACAGGCGGCAGCGCAGCAUCCCGCAUCACACAGAAGGAUGCUGGCGACCAUGUCUGAAAAAACACGUACACAAAUGGCUGUCGAGGUGGAAACAGCGAUGUAGCUUUCAAGAUGCCAUCCUUUUUGCUCUCUCGUUUUAUUUUCUUUCUAUUUUUGUCCGGUUUCAAAGGGACAGCUGGCAAAUCGAUCCCUGAAAGGGAAGCUCUCGAGGUGCAGGUGAGGGUCCAGGUGUUUGACGGCGGUGAUCUUUCACCCCUGUCCAACGCUGAUAUUACGGUUCAUGGGAACCAGAGUGUGCUGGCACAAAGCAAAGCAGGCAGUGAUGGCGUACAGGUGGUCAGCUUUCUGUACCGCACAGGAACAUGGGUAAUCAUUACGGCAUCUCAGAGAGAUUACCUCACCAGCUCAGUGCCCUGGCACGCCAGCCGCGUACCCUUAUAUGCCUCUGUCAGUCUUUACCUGAUGGCCCAGAAGCCUGGAACACUGAUCCUAUAUGAUGAUGUCAUCCAGGUCUUUCAUGGCUCCCCAAGUGGGCGGAGCCAGCCAUGGCUGCAAGUUCCAAGGCGGAGCCUACAGUUUAACUCCUCCUACACAGAACUGACCGCAGUAUUAACAACAGCCAGAGAGCAGAAUGAAAUCAACUCAUUCCCUUAUCCACUCGCUCUGGAACCAAACAACACAGGAGGAGAGAACGGCUGGACGGACCUGACAACGAUAGCAGCGGUCAGUGCACAACUGUUUGACCGCGAGGGUCGAGCGGUUGAGGUCAGCGAGCCCGUUCACAUCUCCGUGCCUCUGCCUUCUGAUACUCGCAUACGAUCUGCAACCAGCAUUCCUGUAUGGAUGUACGACACCAAGACAGGACUAUGGGUACGAAAUGGAACAGGAUUUAUCACUCGAGAGGGAACACAGCUAACGUGGGACUUCACUGCCUCCCAGCUUGGCUACUGGAUCGCAGCCUUCCGUUCCUCAGCAGGCUCAGGUUUGUCUCACCCAGGCCUGAGGGAUAUCACGGCCUACCACACCUUCUUCCUGCUGUCCAUCCUGGGAUCUCUGGCACUGCUGGUACUAGUCUUACUCUGUGUCCUACUCUACUACUGCAGACGAAAGUGUCUAAAGCCCCGACGGCAGCAGAAACAGGUUCAAGGUCCAUCUGGUUUGAACGGAUCCAAACGGGACCAAGGCACCUCCAUGUCCCACUUGAACCUCAUCUGUGGUGGCCAUGCUGAACCCGCUGCCUCCAAUGGCAACUUGGACGCCAACAAAUCCGAGGGAUCCCCAUCCCAUGCCUUCAAGAGUGCUCGGGAAGAGUUUUCCAGAAACGUUCCUGCCCAUAAGCUCCGGCAUUCCUCCAAGACCAAGCAGUCCAAAGGUGCCCAAAGAAAUGCAGAGAGUUUCCCCAUGAAGGUGCAUCGAUCCACAGAUACAAGCAAUCUGGACAGCAGUCUUCUACAUGAGGACUACGGACGCAACUACAGCCCUGGCGAGAAGGACGACUAUCGCCGGAGGCACGUUGUCAAUGACAACCGUGGUUACACGUCUGAUCCGCCUUCUCCACCAAUCGCUGACAAGCCACCGGAGUACUCGCAGGUUUUGCAAGGGCCAGAUCACCUUGCUCGCCCAACGUCGCUCAACACGCAACCAGGUCAGAUUAUAUUCUGCAGCUCAUUGGAUCAGAUGAAGGAGAACAUGUACCGUUCUAUGGUACCAACUCUUGUGAUUCCCGCCCACUACAUGAGGCUCUCGUCAGAGUUCGGCGCCACAGAUCAGGGAAAGGAUGGAGCGAACCAGGCAGACAGAGACGGACAGAGUUCACAGGGAACCAGCAGCGGGAUUCAAGGCCAAAACCACCAAGGCCAGACCCCCGGUUCAGGUCAUUCAGAAGCCCAACAAGGAGCAUCUCCAGCAGGCUCAGAUGAUAGUGUUUGGCCUUCAAGUGGAACACCCGGACCGGUUCACAUCCCUGUUUUGUUCAACGACUCCACCAUUUCGCAGAUGAAUGGGGAGCUACAAGCCCUCACAGAGAAGAAGCUUCUGGAGCUGGGGGUUAAGCAACAUCCUCGUGCCUGGUUUAUAUCACUCGACGGCCGUGCCAACGCUCACGUGCGCCACUCGUACAUAGAUGUAGGGGCUGAUCUCGGCCACGGAGGCACGCACAGCGGAAACCACAGCGCACAAAGCACAUUGAGCGCCCCUGCCGGGAGCAGUAAAGACCGAAACGGCGAUACAAGUCUCCACGAUACCCAACACGACCGCAAAUCCGCGUCCGGUCGCAAGACCAAAGAGGAACACCACGGAAGCGGGCGCAAGGGCCAUGGAGGUACAAGUGGCGGGAAACACUACUUUAAACCAAGCUAUCAUGACCCUCUGGACCUCAGUGGAGGAGUGAGCCGCAUGGGGGCCAGUUCGCCACUGGAGAACCCUUUGACCCCUCUUUUGGAUGACGGUCCUGAGGAACCAAGGGGGUCUUCAAUGCCGAGAAGGGGUCGAAGCAGGGGUAACAGCUCACGUAGUAGCAACAGCGAAACGCAACGUGACUCUGUCACCAGCCCAGAAGACGACAACGACCUCGACGAUAAAGACGAGAACAAGAAAAGUCCCUGGCAGCGUAUUGAAGAGCGCCCACUUAUGGUGUUCAAUGCCAAGAAGUAGAGUGAGAAAACCAAUCCCAGCAGCUGCCUUGACCAAUUAGAAGAUGUGAAUUGAUAAUGACUCGAAUUGAAAGUUUUACAAAUGAUAAUUUGAUUGACGUUUCCAAAAAAUAAGGAGGGCGAGUGCAUUAAAGCACAACACAUCAACACACAAAGAGGAAGACUUUGUCUUAAAGUCUACGGGCAUUUCCACACCAAUUAGACUCUUGCAAACUAUUGGAUCCAAAAGUACCUUUUCACUCUCAAUGAUUUGCGGAUACAUAACUUUUUGGAUGGAUGGAUUUUAGCUUGUGUCUUUAAUCAAGAACUUGAUGUCUCCAGAACGUCAUGUUGUUUCCUUAUGUUCUAAUGCAGUAUAUUUAUUGGUAUCCCUUCGUUCUUCUACCUUCAAUACUCAAUAAUUUUUUAUGUCAAUCCCUCAUUCAAUCUUCCGUCUGAAAUGUACAAGUCAGAUUUCAAACAUUCCGGAUUUUUUACCGUUAGUCCUUAAUUAUCUUUAAGUAGAUUGAGGAAGGCUUUUUAUGUUCACAUUUAUGUGUGAUGUGACGAUAUAUCAAGUUAUUACAUAAUGCGUUCUGAUUUAUUGUAAUAUGAAACCACAUUUUUCACUCCAAUACACCUAAUACUCCAAUUUGUUUAGGAAAAGCUGAUUCCAGAUUAGGUAUUUCAAUGGGACCCUGUUCUCACUGACAAUGAAAAAGCAUUGACUGUGAUACAGUAGAAAUGAAUGUAUAUUCCCCACAAUUAGCAUUUUUAGUCAGCCUUACAUUUGUUUAAAAGAGAGUAAUUAGCAUUUUGUGUAUAUGUAUGAUAGCCUAUAUGUGCAUGAGAUAACUAGCAGAUUUUUAUGCCAAGAAAUUAAAAUAGACACUAUUGAAGCAUGAAGGUGGAUGCUAUAGAUGCAUCGUAUAUUGAUGCCUAAUGGGAAGAAAUUUGCCAAAAUUUCAAAUGCCAAUUUGAAAUAUUCUAUACCAGUUUACAGGUCACAACUUUCCCAGCGCUGUUAAUAUUCACGCUGUCUGUAACUGUGAAAAAAAAUCUGACUUUGCUCAUUUUAAAAAGCCAUUCAGAUAUUUGUGACACUUCUUUAUUUGUUACUUUUCUAUGGACAAUUUUUUUAAAAACAUAUAAUUAUUUGACUCGUGUUAACCAUCAUCAAAACAAGCACAACACUUGUAUAAGCAACAUUUUAUGAAUAAUUAAGGCAGAUUUACAGGGUACCGUAUGGAGCACGACGGCUGAGAGCUAUUUGAUGACUAUCAAACAUGAUAGGAAAGAGACUUUUAAUAAAAAUAGCUCGGCUCAUGCUGAUCGGAUGCCAAUCACAUGUAGACCAGUGAUUAAUGCUGUCUCCUGCAAUGACUGUCAACUCACAACAAAUGACAGCACGGUUGCAACAUGUCUCAUAUGUGUGUCACUUGUUUUGCAACCCUUCCUUUCUUCCUUAUAAUAACUAUUACACAAGUUUGACUGGAACUGAGAUUAAGCUCUGGAUUACUCAUCACAAAGUUGGCGAUUAAGAGUGAAAUUUAAAAUCUAGCUUAAGUGGAUUUCUACAGAGGAUUAUAUACUGUAAGUGCUGACACCCCUAAUCCUAACAUACAGUAGUCUCAAAAUGUAUAAAAACACACCCACAAUUUCAUUGAGUUUAGAUUUGCACACUCUUUUUAGCAUGAGUUUUACUCAAACCAAUAAGAGCUAAAAUCAAAAGCCAUUCACUUCUUCCAUCUGUUCAGAUUUUGUUCAUUUACACAGGAAAUCUCUAUGCCUUUGUCAAUGUACACGUGGUGCUCUAAAACACACUUCCCUCUGUACUGUGUAAAUAUUUCUCUCUUUGACUGAAUAUGAAUAUGACUCUGAUAUGAUGUUGUUUCCAUUGUGCACAACAGCUUUGCUUAAUUGUUCUGAAAUCUAACAGAUGGAUCUUUUGCAUUUUUUAUAAUUUGUUCAUAAUAUCCUCGAAAGAUCACAUGUGAAAUGGACUGUUUCACUUCUGACGUGUCCGAAAGUCAUGUGCUAAAAUAAAGAAAUUCCAUUUCUUGUGGGUUUUUCCCUUCA
Pimephales promelas (fathead minnow) is the source of this 4746-nucleotide messenger RNA. It is a transcript of the gene fam171a2b, whose product is annotated as family with sequence similarity 171 member A2b. The record is from RefSeq and is a predicted model, not a curated record. Lineage: Eukaryota; Metazoa; Chordata; Actinopteri; Cypriniformes; Leuciscidae.